This is a messenger RNA of Lactuca sativa (garden lettuce), 6695 nucleotides long. Its product is annotated as embryo defective 2410. Gene Ontology annotation, biological process: protein secretion. The record is from RefSeq and is a predicted model, not a curated record. NCBI's taxonomy places the organism in Eukaryota, Viridiplantae, Streptophyta, Magnoliopsida, Asterales, Asteraceae. Gene Ontology annotation, cellular component: plasma membrane.
CCUCUCUUACUCAAGCGUUUGCUUGUCUCUCGCAUCCUCCUCUCCCCUUCCCUCCGUCGUCUGCUUCUGCUGCCGCACUCAUCAUUUCCCUCCGUCCCCCUGUCCCCACAUCCCCGGUCUGCUCCUCCUCCCCUAUCCGGUUUGCUGCUCCCAUACAAGAAGACCAGCAGCAAAGUGAAUAUGAAAUAGAUAGAAAUUUACAAUUGUUUUGAAGAUUUGGUUAGUCGAAUUUGGAAUAGCUACAUCGAUCAGCGUUCGACCUUACUCUUUCAUGUCUUUGUUAGGGGGACUAAGAGUAAGUCCUUAGUCCCCAAUACUUGAGCUGCAAGUCGUGACAUGAGGUUUUAGUGAAGAUAAUGAGUAGCAGACUUCAAAACCCAUUUGUUGGGGCAGCUUUCCAAUCCUCCUUAAAGCCAAGAAACUUGAACAGUUUGGGUUAUCACGGAAACAAAUUUCCCAGAAAAUCUCGGUACGAUAUCAUUCCACGUGCCAAGAAAAACGACUGGAUAUCUCACGGGAUUAGGUUUUCACAAUCAUGCGGGGAAAAUGUUGAGAUUUUAUGGAAGAAUAUAGGAUUAAGAAGUGGGUUUGUGGUGAAAUCCGUGAAAGAGCCUUUCACUAGAAGCAAAGCUAUAGUUAGGUCAUUAUCCACAGUCUGGGAGGAAGGUUUGCUUCUAUUCCGGUGUUCUGUUUUCUGUGCUGUGAUAUCUGGGGUGUGCUUGUUGUUAUGGUACAGUCAACUUAAAGCCAAGACAUUAAUAGAAUCAAAGCUUUUGCCUUCAGUUUGCACAGCAUUAAGCGAUUAUAUCCAACGUGACCUUCAUUUCGGUAAAGUUCGAAGUGUUUCUCCUUUGAGCAUUACAUUGGAGUCAUGCUCGAUUGGGCCUCACAAGGAAGAGUUCUCUUGUGGUGAGGUCCCGACUCUAAAAUUACGUUUUCACCCCUUUUCAAGUUUGAGAACUGGAAAGAUUGUAAUUGAUGCAGUUGUGUCUAAUCCCACAUUGUUGGUUGCUCAAAAGAGAAACUAUUCGUGGUUAGGGAUACCCUUUACAGAUGGCGUUCUUCAGAAGCAUUUGUCAACUGAAGAAGGUAUUGAUAAUCGUACAAAAAUCAGAAGAAUUGCUCGAGAGCAAACUGCAGCCCGGAUGGAUGAAGAAAGAGAUGAUGCAGCUCGAGAGGCUGCUCAAAUGGGGUAUAUUGUUUCCAAUAGAGGAUCUAAUGUGUUAGAAGGUGUUGAUGUUUUGAAGAAGAAUACUGUAAAUUCAUUAGUUUUUUCUGUGGAUGAGAAACUUCGUUGGCAGGAUCAUCACUGCAUGGAUGCGGGUGUAGAGUAUGAUAUGAAACAUGCCGAUUUGGAAAAAUCUUUUGGUGUAAAUAUACCUAUUGCAGGGGUGAAAUUCUGGUCGCGAAUUAUACCUGGAUCUUUAAGGCGUAAGCUUAAGAGAAGGAAGGCUAAUGGGGGAGAUAUGCUUGUUGCUGGUAUAGCAGCCAAAAAAAGAAUUUUGGAGCACAGUGCAUCUGCAGCACAUGCAUACUUCCUGGAUCCUAUUCCUAGCCUAGUUCACAAAAAGGAUGAGAAUCCCAAUAUUAAACUAGAUGCUCUUGAUUCGUCUGACAAGCCUGCAGAACAUUUCGGAACCAAAUCUCUACUGAAAGAUGAAAAGAGGGGCAUGGGAGAUCUGUGGUCAAACCUGGUUGUUGGUUCCAUUGAAAAGAUUAAGUCAGAGGUUGUCCCAAAAGUUGAAGGUAUUGUUGUUGAACUUAUGGAAGGGGGGGCUAAUGGCGAAAAAGCAGCAGGAACUGAGAAGAUGCUUCCUGUUAUUCUGGAUUCUGUCCAUUUUAAAGGUGGAACAUUACUGUUGCUUGCAUAUGGUGACAAUGAGCCCAGAGAAAUGGAGAAUGCUUGUGGACAUGUGAAGUUCCAAAAUAAUUACAGUCGUAUCCAUGUGCAACUGAGUGGUAACUGUAAGAUGUGGCAAUCGGAGCCGGAUGUAACAUCAGAAGAUGGUGGCUGGCUGUCUACAGAUGUUUUUGUUGAUACAGUCGAGCAAAAAUGGCAUGCCAAUCUCAAAGUCGUCAGUCUUUUUGUUCCGCUAUUCGAAAGGAUUUUAGAAAUUCCUAUUGCAUGGUAUGAAGGAAGAGCUAGUGGUGAGGUUCACAUUUGCAUGUCACAAGGAGAAAGUUUCCCGAAUCUUCAUGGGCAGCUUGAUGUGACAGGGUUGGCUUUUCAAAUAUCCGAUGCACCAUCUUCAUUUUCUGAUAUAUCUGCAAGCUUGUGUUUUCGGGCUCAACGAAUAUUUUUACACAAUGCGAGUGGUUGGUUUGGCAAGGUUCCUCUAGAAGCUUCUGGAGAUUUCGGAAUUGAACCAGAGGAAGGAGAAUUUCACCUUAUGUGUCAGGUUCCUUCUGUGGAAGUAAAUGCCCUGAUGAAAAGUUUUAAAAUGAAACCUCUAUUGUUUCCGUUGGCAGGAUCAGUGACAGCUGUUUUCAACUGUCAAGGCCCUUUGGAUGCUCCAGUAUUUGUGGGAAGUGGGCUGGUUUCAAGAAAGUUAUCUAGUUCGGUUGCUGAUGUUCCUACAUCACCUGCCUAUGAGGCAAUCAUGAAGAAUAAAGAGGCUGGUGCAGUGGCAGCAUUUGACAGGGUUCCAUUCUCUUAUGUAUCAGCCAAUUUUACUUUCAAUACUGAUAAUUGUGUUGCAGAUUUAUAUGGAAUUAGAGCAAAUCUUGUAGAUGGUGGUGAGAUUCGUGGGGCAGGAAAUGCAUGGAUUUGUCCAGAGGGCGAGGAAGAUGACACAGCAAUGGAUGUGAACUUUUCUGGGAAUCUAUGCUUUGAUAAAAUCAUGGAUCAGUAUGUUCCUGGUUAUAAUCAUCUUGUACCCUUCAAGUUAGGGGAUUUGAAUGGAGAAACAAAACUCUCUGGCUCAUUGCUCAAACCGAGAUUUGAUAUUAAGUGGACUGCACCAAAAGCCGAAGGAUCAUUUGGAGAUGCUCGAGGAGACAUCAUUAUAUCGCAUGAAAGCAUCACCAUCAGUUCUUCAUCCAUUGCUUUUGAGUUGUUUACAAAAGUUCAAACAUCUUACCCUCACGAAAACUGGCAAAAUAUAAGAGAGUUUGAUGCCACGCCUGCUGUAAUUAUUGAAGGAGUGGAGUUGGAUUUACGUAUGAGGGGCUUUGAAUUUUUUAACUUGGUUUCCUCAUAUGCAUUUGAUUCUCUAAGGCCGAUUCAUCUAAAAGCAACCGGAAGAAUCAAGUUUCAAGGAAAAGUUGUUAAGCCUGUUAUUAGCAUUUCAGAUGAACAACAAACAAAUACAAAUGGUGAGAAGACCAAGGUGUCAAAGAUUCUUGCUGGUGAUGUUUCAAUCACGGGUCUUAAACUAAAUCAGUUGAUGCUAGCACCUCAGUUAGCUGGAGUGCUCAACAUCUCACGUGCGUGUAUUAAGUUGGAUGCAACUGGCAGGCCAGAUGAAAGUCUUGCAGUUGAAGUGAUUGGAUCCAUUGGUGAGGAGAAUGCAAUUGGGAACAUGUUGUCAUUUUCUCUUCAGAAGGGGCAGUUAAGGGCCAAUGUUUGCUAUCAGCCUUUUCACUCGGCCAGUCUAGAGGUUCGUCAUUUACCACUUGAUGAGUUGGAGCUGGCAUCACUUAGAGGAACAUUACAAAGGGCAGAAGUGCAACUUAAUUUCCAGAAAAGAAGGGGCCAUGGAAUCUUAUCUCUGUUACAUCCAAAGUUCAGCGGCGUGUUAGGCGAAGCUCUUGACUUGGCUGCUAGAUGGAGCGGGGAUGUUAUAACUGUUGAGAAGGCUGUUUUGGAACAAAGCAAUAGCCAGUAUGAACUUCAAGGGGAAUACGUGUUGCCCGGGUCACGAGCUGGAAAAGAAACAGGAAAAGGGAACUUACUAAGAAGAGCAUUGGCUGGCCAUUUAGGAAGUGUGAUAUCUUCUAUGGGUCGCUGGAGAAUGAGGCUUGAGGUUCCACGUGCUGAAAUUGCUGAGAUGCUUCCACUUGCUAGGCUUGUUUCCCGAAGUACCGAUCCAGCUCUUCAGUUUAGAUCAAAGGAUCUUUUUAUGCGAAGUAUACAGUCGGUGGGGGUUGAUGCUGAAAGUCUCCAGAAGCUUCUUGAGGAAAUUCGUGGGCACGCUACCCCAUCAGAUGAAGUUAUUCUGGAAGAACUAAACCUUCCAGGUCUGGCCGAGCUUAAAGGCCGUUGGCGUGGAUCUCUAGAUGCAAGUGGCGGAGGCAAUGGUGACACAAUGGCAGAUUUUGAUUUUCAAGGAGAGGAAUGGGAAUGGGGAAGCUACAAAACUCAGCGUGUCCAAGCAGCGGGGGCAUACAGCAACGAUGACGGUUUGCGGCUGGAGAAGAUGUUGAUUCAAAGAGACAAGGCCACAAUCCAUGCAGACGGAACUUUAUUGGGCCCAAAAACCAAUCUGCAUUUCGCCGUCCUAAAUUUCCCUGUUAGUCUUGUCCCCACACUCGUACAGGUUCUAGAAUCUUCCGCCAAUGAAGCUGUCCAUUCAUUGCGCCAACUUUUAGCACCCAUAAAAGGAAUCCUUCACAUGGAAGGUGAUCUAAGAGGAAGUCUUGCAAAACCCGAAUGCGAUGUACAAGUAAGACUCCUCGAUGGUGCCAUUGGUGGCAUUGAUCUUGGGAGGGCUGAAGUUGUCGCCUCUUUGACUUCAACUAGUCGCUUUUUGUUCAAUGCUAAGUUUGAACCCAUUAUACAAAAUGGUCAUGUGCAUAUUCAAGGGAGUGUCCCCGUCAGUUUCGUUCAAAAUGAUGAAGACACUCAUUCUCUUGAAAAGGAUAAAAAUGAAGGGACCUGGUCUUCUUCUGCUUCUGCUUGGGGCGCCAAAGGGAAAAAUGAUGAUAAGAAAGCAUCUUGGAAUGAAGAGGGUUGGGAUACUCAGUUGGCCGAGAGUCUUAAAGGUUUGAAUUGGAACGUGCUGGAUGCUGGUGAAGUUAGGGUUGAUGCUGAUGUCAAAGAUGGUGGCAUGAUGUUGCUAACUGCAUUGUCUCCUUAUGCUAAUUGGCUCAAUGGAAGUGCCGAAGUUAUGCUUCAGGUGAGAGGUACGGUUGAACAACCAAUGGUGGAUGGAUCAGCAUCCUUUCACAGGGCAACGAUAUCUUCACCCAUACUUCGGAAACCACUUACAAACUUUGGGGGCAUAAUUAUCAUGGAUUCUAAUAGGUUAUGCAUCAGAUCUUUGGAAAGCAGAGUAAGCAGAAAAGGGAAGCUCUCGGUGAAAGGCAACCUACCCCUCAGGACAACCGAAGCAUCACUUUCUGAUAAAAUCGACUUGAAAUGUGAAGUCUUAGAAGUACGAGCAAAGAAUAUCUUAAGUGGUCAGGUGGAUACUCAGCUACAGAUAAUGGGGUCUAUAUUGCAACCCAACAUUUCUGGGAACAUCAAAUUGAGCCAUGGAGAAGCUUAUCUACCUCAUGAAAAGGGUGGAGGAGCUGCUAAUGCUAUAAACCGAGAAGCAUCGGAGAAUUCAAGCAUGCCAAAUGGUGGAUACAAUCAAGUGGUUGCUUCAAAAUAUGUCUCACGUUUCUUAAAUUUGAAACCCGCAACUUCAGAUACCCCAUUUCAGUUUCAGCAGCAACCUUCAGGUAAAGAGGGUGAAGCUGGAAAGGGAAUGGGGCAAUUAAAUAAUAAUAAUAAUAAUAGUAAACCAAAGUUUGAUAUUCGGCUGACGGAUUUGAAGCUGGUUCUUGGUCCAGAGUUGAGGAUAGUUUAUCCUUUAAUUCUGAAUUUUGCUGUCAGUGGUGAGCUUGAAUUGAAUGGUGUCGCUCACCCCAACUUACUAAAACCCAAAGGCACCUUAAUGUUCGAGAACGGCGAUGUCAAUCUUGUCGCAACACAGGUGAGGCUUAAGCGGGAGCAUCUGAAUAUAGCGAAAUUUGAAGCUGAUAAUGGAUUGGAUCCGAUGUUGGACUUGGCUUUGGUGGGAUCAGAAUGGCAAUUCAGGAUUCAAAGCCGAGCAACUAAAUGGCAGGACAAUUUGGUUGUGACAUCCACACGAUCAGUGGAACAAGAAGUUCGCUCGCCCUCUGAGGCGGCCAGAGUGUUUGAAAGUCAACUGGCGGAGUCCAUCUUAGAAGGGGACGGUCAACUUGCAUUAAAAAAGCUUGCAACGGCGACACUGGAGACUCUAAUGCCGAGAAUAGAAGGGAAGGGGGAAUUUGGACAUGCCAGAUGGAGGCUUGUGUAUGCACCACAAAUCCCCAGCUUGCUUUCUGUUGAUCCAACUGUUGAUCCCCUAAAAUCAAUAGCCAGCAAUAUCUCCUUUGGUACAGAGGUGGAAGUCCAGUUGGGGAAACGCCUUCAGGCAUCUGUGGUGAGACAGAUGAAGGAUUCAGAGAUGGCAAUGCAAUGGACGUUGAUUUACCAGCUUACAAGCAGAUUGCGUGUCCUUCUACAGUCCGCCCCAUCCAAGCGUAUGCUUUUUGAAUACUCCACUACAUCACAAGACUGAAUCUGCAUUCACUACUGCAGGCCAGGCUGGCAGUCUCCUUAGGUUAGGGAUAGCUCAUUUUUUUUCCCCUUGCUUUCAUUCUUUGCUUUGUUGCGUCCCUCCCUCACCAAUACGUACAUGAUUGAAAAGAGAGAUCUCAAGUGUAAAAAAUGUGUAAAUAUGACACGACAUUAUUGUUAUUAUUGCUAUAUAUGUAGUGCAAAUCAAAUUAUGCCAUCACAA